AUCUUGAUGUGAUUUGGAUACAUCGCGGCAUCACCUUGUUUUGUUAUUAAUUUAACUAUAAAAUUUGUAACUAUAGUGCGACUAGAAGAGAAAAAGCCGAAUGUUAUGAAUUAGUCUUUUGAACGUAGCUUCAAUACAAUAUAACUUUUAGGUUAGUUUGUGUAAGAAGCUGUAAGUAAAUUAUUAUAAGUUUGGACGUAAGCAUCAUACUAAAUUAAAAUGGGUGAUAAAGAAGCGCAAAAGGAGGAAAAGAAACCUAUAGUGGUAAAAAAUGCUACAGAUCUACAGAGGUUGAAAUUGGAAAAGCUCAUGAAGAACCCUGAGAAACCUGUAAUUUUACCAGAACCACCAAAACAGAAAACUCUUGCAGCUCCUCCAGACUUUGUCCGCAAUGUGAUGGGCUCCAGUGCUGGCGCGGGCUCCGGGGAAUUCCAUGUUUAUCGCCACUUGAGAAGGAAAGAAUAUGCAAGACAAAAGUUUAUUCAGGAAAAAAGUGAAAAGGAAAAACUGGAUGAGGAGUAUCAUAGAAAGAUAGAAGAAAAUAAAAAAGCAGCAGAGCAAAAAACAGCUAAAAAAAGAGCCAAAAGGUUAAAACAAAAAAUGAAGGCGAAACUUAAGGGUAAGAAGCCUAAAACAAAUAAUAACACUAAUAAUUCCUCACAAUCUGAUAAUGAUAGCAACAGUGAGGAUGAAGAGAAUGAAAAUGAGGAGGGUGCAAAUGAAAAUAAAGACUCAAGUGAAACCAAAAAUGAGCAAGCUAUCUAAUAGUAUCUCAACACAUACAUCUAAAGAAAUUGUAAUUUUAAGUACAAUAUUACACUCACA
Leguminivora glycinivorella is the source of this 825-nucleotide messenger RNA. Its product is annotated as PRKR-interacting protein 1 homolog. NCBI's taxonomy places the organism in Eukaryota, Metazoa, Arthropoda, Insecta, Lepidoptera, Tortricidae. Gene Ontology annotation, cellular component: nucleolus. Gene Ontology annotation, biological process: negative regulation of protein kinase activity. The record is from RefSeq and is a predicted model, not a curated record. The transcript has 3 exons. Gene Ontology annotation, molecular function: protein kinase inhibitor activity; double-stranded RNA binding; protein kinase binding. Bases 220 to 765 code for a protein of 181 amino acids.